Molecule: messenger RNA, 1356 nt
Organism: Anopheles stephensi (Asian malaria mosquito)
Lineage: Eukaryota; Metazoa; Arthropoda; Insecta; Diptera; Culicidae
Gene: tsr
Product: cofilin/actin-depolymerizing factor homolog
Exons: 5
Coding region: 492-938 (148 amino acids)
Biological process (GO): actin filament fragmentation; actin filament severing; cell motility
Cellular component (GO): cytoplasm; actin cortical patch; actin cytoskeleton
Molecular function (GO): actin filament binding
Source: RefSeq, a predicted model, not a curated record
AUUUCUCCACUACAUUCUAUUUGUUGUGAACGGUAGUGGUGGUGGUGUUGGGCAUUCAUUUUUUACUUGGUGGAAACAUCCACAGUGAGCGGACGUGUCUCAAAUCGUACCAUCGCCUGUUGUGUCUGGGAUUUUCUUUUACCGUUUCAGUUCCGCGCGAGUGUUUUCCCGUGGAGUUGCGUGAACAUCCGACAGUAACCAGGUGCAAGUGUUGUAUGUGUGUUUUUUAGUACGUCUGGUUUUAGUAGACGCAUUGUUUUCGAAGCAGUGUUGCCCUCUUCUCACUCCGGAGAGACACGGCCGUGUGUUGUUGUGUGGCACAGGAUAAAACAGAGGGCGUGUGAUAAACAGUGCGUGUGUGUGAAAGAAAAUUCACCAGCGUCGACUCGUCAGCGAACCACAAAGCCGGAAAACGCGUACCAGCGAGAAGAAGAAAAGCUCCUCAUUUUUCUUUAAAGAGCUAACGCAAUAGAAAAGGGCAGAGCACUACAAUGGCUUCCGGAGUAACCGUAUCGGACGUGUGCAAGACCACUUAUGAAGAAAUAAAGAAAGAUAAGAAGCACCGCUACGUGAUCUUCUACAUUCGCGAUGAGAAACAGAUCGAUGUGGAGGUGAUCGGUGACCGUAACGCGGAAUAUGACAGCUUCCUGGAGGACAUACAGAAAGGUGGACCGGGAGAAUGCCGAUAUGGAUUGUUCGAUUUCGAGUAUAUGCACCAGUGUCAGGGAACGUCAGAGAGUUCGAAGAAGCAGAAGCUGUUCCUGAUGUCCUGGUGCCCAGAUACCGCCAAGGUUAAGAAGAAGAUGUUGUACUCGAGCUCGUUCGAUGCGCUGAAGAAGUCGCUUGUCGGAGUCCAGAAAUACAUUCAGGCCACUGACCUUUCCGAGGCAUCUCGGGAAGCGGUCGAGGAGAAGCUGCGCGCCACUGAUCGUCAGUAAGGAACAAACAAACACUACAUAAACAAAACAACAACAAAAACAAUAUUACUUAAGGAAGGCGCACACAAAAAAAAGAGCAGGCAGGCAGGCAGACAAGCUAGCACACAACACAUACCCGACAUUAUAAUACUACACAGAGGACAACAACACCAACCAACAACACCACCACCACCACCCGUUUACAUACAUCCAACUCUGUGCUGGAGUACAACAAACGCAAGGAUUAGAGCAGGCUGGGGGCGUAAAAAGGAGGCAAAUAAUCGAAGACCCAGCCAUAUGCUGUAAACAACAGGAGGAAUCAACAACACAUAAACUUCAUUUAUACAUGCAUCAUGCAUAUACACACAUACAGACUUGUUUAACUGCGAACAACUACUACUUCACAGAAGAAUAACAACAGCCAACUAUUAAAAUACUA